AUGCGGCCUGAUGACAUUAAUCCGAGGACUGGGCUGGUGGUGGCCCUGGUCAGCGUCUUCCUGGUCUUUGGUUUCAUGUUCACCGUCUCUGGGAUGAAGGGAGAGACGCUGGGCAACAUCCCCCUCCUGGCCAUCGGGCCAGCCAUCUGCCUACCAGGCAUCGCGGCCAUUGCCUUGGCCAGGAAAACCGAGGGCUGCACCAAGUGGCCCGAAAACGAGCUGCUGUGGGUCCGCAAAUUGCCCUGCUUCCGGAAACCCAAGGACAAGGAGGUCGUGGAACUGCUGAGGACCCCUUCGGACCUGGAGUCGGGCAAGGGCAGCUCGGAUGAGCUGGCUAAGAAGGCCGGCCUCAGAGGGAAGCCGCUGCCCCUGGGACAGGGUGAGGUGCCCAUGGCCAGCUCCAUCACCUCCCCCAGCCCCACCCCCACGCCCACGGAGGAGAGGGAAUGCCACAGCCUGGUCCCCAGCUGCCGUCCCGAGGAGACAUCCAGAUACCUGGACGGCUACUGUCCCUCGGGCAGUUCCCUCGCCUACAGUGCCUUGGAUGUCAAAGGCUCCGCCUGGGACAGAUCGGACUGCCCUGAGCCAGAGGAUAGCAUCUUCUUUGUGCCCCAGGACAGUGUGAUCGUUUGCUCCUACAAGCAGAACAGCCCGUAUGACAGAUACUGUUGCUACAUCAAUCAGAGCCAAGGCAGGUGGGAUCAUGAGACUAUAGUCUGAUCUUGGCAUCCAAGGGUCUGGUGGCUGUAUUGGUAGCAACAGGACGCUCAGCUCCCAAUGGGAGGAAGUUGCUCGGCUCCAACAAUCUACCCUGUCAGGUGUUGACCUGGUAUGUGGUGAGCAUGCACACCUCUGGUGCCUGAUAGUCGUGUACAUAGGCAUGAGGAGGACCCAUUUUAGGGGAAGUUGGAUGAGGAGUAAGGACACUGGAAGAAGUCCCAAUUGCUUCUGGAUAAUGGGAACAAAGUCCAAUGUUUGGUUGAGAGCAAGAUAAACUGAGAGUGGGCUGUAGAUGCCAGGCGUUAAAGGAGGCCUGGGCUAGCCACAGGAAGCCUGAGGUGCUUUGUAUCUGAAGAAACCAAAAGAAACAAAUCUAGGGCUUUGUGUUAUGAAAUUAUGUUUGCCUGUUGAAAAGCUUUCCACACUUAUUUGGUGAAAAGAGAAAAAAAUAGAGUCAGGAUAAUGAUUCUAUCAUUAAACCUUGGUUAGAUAGAAUGGAUUUUGGAGGAAGAGGAGUUAAAAACAGCUGAAUUGUAUGAUCUAGUUUAGUGGCGGUGUUCUCAGAGAAGAUGAGUGUGAUCAGUUACAUGAAAAAUUUAUUUUAAAUUGAUGUGCUACUUCUUAAACUCUGUUUAAAUUGAUUUCCUGAAUAUGUAUCU
Messenger RNA from Dipodomys spectabilis (banner-tailed kangaroo rat), 1379 nucleotides. It is a transcript of the gene Tmem215, whose product is annotated as transmembrane protein 215. Bases 1 to 720 code for a protein of 239 amino acids. The transcript has a single exon. NCBI's taxonomy places the organism in Eukaryota, Metazoa, Chordata, Mammalia, Rodentia, Heteromyidae. The record is from RefSeq and is a predicted model, not a curated record.